AUGAUGGCAAAAAAUUCCCUGGAAGGGUCUAAAGAAGACCUGAGCAAAAUUUCGGAAGAGGAGAUGCUGAGGUGGAGCAAGGAAGAGCUGGUGAAAAGACUGAGGAAAGUGGAGAAUGAAAAGAUGAACUUAAUGGUGGAACACGGCAACUUAAUGAAGGACGUGAACCGGCGGCUGCAGCUCCACCUGCACGAGAUCCGUGGGCUGAAGGAGGUGAACCAGAAGUUGCAGGACGACAACCAAGAGCUGAGGGAGCUCUGCUGCUUCUUGGAUGACGACCGGCAGAAAGGCAAGAAGCUGUCGAGGGAAUGGCAGCGCUUCGGGAGGCACACGGCCAGCGUGAUGUGGAAGGAGGUGGGCAUGUACCAGCAGAAGCUGAAGGACCUGGAGGCAAGGCAGGAGACCCUCCUGCGGGAGAACGUGGAGCUGAAGGAGAUGGUGCUCAUGCUGGACGAGGAGCGGAGCGGGGCCGGCUCGCGGAGCUCCAUCGACAGCCAGGCCAGCCUGACCAACCUCAACGGCGGCUCGGCCACCAGGGACGUGGGGGACGGCAGCAGCACCUCCAGCACGGGUAGCGCGGGCAGCCCCGACCACCAUCACCACCACCUCCACCACCACAAGGCUGGCGACAGCAAGGCCGGGGCCAUGCGGAGGUCUAUGGACGACCUCUCCGCGCCCCUUCACCACCGGAGCAUCCCCAACGGCCUCAAUGAUUCGUCUUCCAACUAUAUCAGGCAACUUGAAACAAAAGUGAAACUGCUGGAGGAUGACAACAAGCUUCUUUCCCAGCAGUCCAGCACGGGGGACCUGAGGACUCUGAGGAAAGGGCUGUCCCCGUACCACUCUGAGUCACAGCUCUCGUCACUGCCGCAGUAUCAAGACGCCCUGCAAAACGGACCAGCUCGCAUGACAUCUGAUCUUGCAUCUUCUCCUGCAGCAGGAUAUGUCCCUGUUGGUCAGAAACCAGAGGCUGUUGUGCAUGCUAUGAAGGUCCUUGAGGUCCAUGAAAAUUUGGACAGGCAAAUGCAAGACAACUACGAAGAAGACCUGAGUGAAAAGGAGAAGGCGAUUGUUCGCGAAAUGUGCAAUGUUGUCUGGCGAAAGCUGGGUGAUGCUGCAAGCUCCAAACCCUCCAUCAGGCAACAUCUUUCAGGAAACCAGUUCAAGGGUCCCUUGUAG
Messenger RNA from Gavia stellata (red-throated loon), 1179 nucleotides. RefSeq names its product coiled-coil domain containing 85C (gene CCDC85C). The coding region runs from base 1 to 1179 and encodes 392 amino acids. The record is from RefSeq and is a predicted model, not a curated record. The transcript has 6 exons. Gene Ontology annotation, cellular component: apical junction complex. NCBI's taxonomy places the organism in Eukaryota, Metazoa, Chordata, Aves, Gaviiformes, Gaviidae.